GAUUAGUUUAAGGAAGAAAGGCUAUGAAAGAAAUUAACAAAGAAAUAAUCAAAACAAUUAAGGUUGAAAAUGAUGAGAUCAUCGAUUGUUAUGAUAUUUACAGACAGCCUAGUCUUAGUCAUCCUUUGCUUUGUAAUCAUACGAUACAGAUGAGACCAAGUUCAUAUCCAAAAGGAUUGAAAUCAAAUGAACUUGGGACACUCCAACUCCCACAAACUUGGCAUAAGUAUGGAUUGUAUCCGGACGAAACUGUCCCUAUUCGGAGGAAAGGAAAAAAUUACAACCCCACGCUUUUGCGAAAACAUCAACAUCCGAGAAUAUCACCUUAUGAGACUCAGAUUAUAUCACCAUCAAAUAGCACUAAUGACAACGAUGAAAUCCAUGAGUUUACUGAAACAAAUGAAUUAAGUAUAUCCCAAAUUUGGGUAGCAGACUAUGAACACAAUGAUAUUAAUACAAUAGAAGUUGGAUGGAUGGUGCACCAAGACUUGUAUGGUGACAACCAAACUCGAUUUUUCAUAUACUGGACGACUGAUGGAUACAUGAGUUCGGGUUGCUACAACCUCAUUUGCAAUGGUUUCGUGCAAACAACGUCAAAUAUUUCCCUUGGUUGCAGUUUUAGCGAGGUGUCCACUUUCAAUAGCAGCCAAAAAGAUGCGCCCUUCAGUAUUCACAAGGAUGAAAGUAGUGGAAAUUGGUGGGUACAAGUACAAGGUACUCCAGUCGGUUAUUAUUCAAGUUCUCUCUUCACAAAAUUAUCAAAGACCACAACAACAAUACAAAUAACAAAUAAGCAAAAUAGAGGACAACAUACUUCGACUCAAAUGGGCAGUGGUCAUUUUCCAUGUGAAGGUGGUUUGAAAACAUCGAGUUAUUUUAAUUGGGUUCAAGUAGUUGACGAAGAUAACAUGAUCAAGGAUCCUGAAAAUAUUACGAAAUGGGUUACAAAUCCAACUUGCUAUGAUUUGGAAAUUGACGACGACCAUUAUGAGACAAAUGGUUAUGGUUUUUAUUUUGGAGGUCCUGGUUAUAAUGGUAAAUGUCAAUGAUUAAAUAUA
Papaver somniferum (opium poppy) is the source of this 1058-nucleotide messenger RNA. RefSeq lists its product as uncharacterized. Lineage: Eukaryota; Viridiplantae; Streptophyta; Magnoliopsida; Ranunculales; Papaveraceae. The coding region runs from base 24 to 1049 and encodes 341 amino acids. The transcript has 7 exons. The record is from RefSeq and is a predicted model, not a curated record.